GGUAGAAUUCUGUGGGUAGAGAAGAAAAUCUUUUGUGAAGGAACACGUUUUCAUCAAGAUUCGUGUAGUAAACAAAGCAACAGCCCACGCUAACCAGCCAGACCCGCCAGUUUCAACUGCAAGCUCCGUGGUUUUUAAAAAUUUUAUUACUGUGCUUAGUAAAAGCAGAGCUAACAGAUUUUGCAUAGUAACUGCUGUUAUUCUUGGUCUCUUUUAAAACCCGGAAUACGUGCAUCGUAUAGUAUUUAUUGCGUUCUUGACCCUGAGACAGACCAAGGAGUGGGUCGGCCUGAAUCCUGCAUCCACCAGAGAAUCGCCAAAGCCGAAGAGCAACUUGAAUACUGAGUUUUUCUAACUCAGUCCCUAGUUCCGAGGUUUUUUGGGCAUGACAUGAUGACAAGUGAUUCGCAGCCCCAGAUUGUUGGUUGUCAGUCAGGUGUACAGGAACCUGUGUACCAGGCAACACCAAAAACAAGAUUUGCUCACUGCUAUCUGCGGUCAAGACUUGGGAAAUCCCCACUUCAGUCGAGUUCAAGACCUGGGAGGUCGCCGGUUCAGUCGGGUACCUCAGAUCGAAGAACUCCUGAUGUUGUCGUCAAAACAAGUACUCGCAUUUUCAGUAACGGCAAGGAGGAAAAUGUUAUUUCUGGAAAUCAUUAUGAUGUCACCAGUAGUAGCCUUUGUACACCUCCACCUUGGAGGUACACAGGAGUGGGCAGUAUAAGCACUGUUGCUUCAUUUGUAGAUGACAAAGUCAGUCCAGGAUUGGCAAGGCUUAGAAUGACUCCAGGAGCUAUGAGAGAGAAGCAGCGCCAGCUAAUACGUAAACACAAUGCUAUUCGCAAAAGAAGUGACCAGCUGCAAACUGGAGGAGGUGUGUCUUUAUGGCCCAACAUGAAGGAGAUGAGGCUAAGCAAAUCAGAGGUUGUGAAGCUUUCACUUCAAGCAGUUGCACUGUGUAUAUUUACAAAGCUAAUACUACAGACAUUGCAUGGUGACUCUUUCCAAAAGCUACAGAAUUAUACUACCCUGGUACAGACGUUUUGUACCAAUAAUAGUAUAUUGAGGACUACAAAUGAAGAGCAACUUCGGACUCAAGUCUUGCUGUGGCACACUGGACUUCUUGAGUUGACUAAUCAAGUUCAAUCAUAUUUCAAUAUGCCGGUGACGACAUCGAGUUAUCAGCUUUAUAUCUUUAGCUAUCUUAUAGGACUAGGUGUGCUAGUAUACUACCUACUAGACAACAUACUGGCCAAGAACAAGUUAACACCUUCAAGAAUCAGAAAAUGGACGUGCCUCCUGAUAGUCAUUGGAACAUGGACAGUGGUUAUGGCCCAUGGACUCCUCCUUGCUUAUUCUUUGGAGAAGCAAGUCGUAAAGUGUGUGCAAAAAUAUUCUGAUUCAUUGCAUGGCCCAAGAGACGGGGUGAGUACUUUUCGAAACCACGUGGAGAUGUCUAGACAGCUGUGGGAUGGAAUGUACAAAUUUACACUGAAAUGUGGAGGCAGCGUGGUGGUGUUGUCUAAAAAGUCACCUAGUCACAGUUCCCAUUGAUCUCAACAUUUUUCACAAUGUCCUUCUGUACUGGAGAGCACGUUUCCUUGACAAUGCGUCACAUGGAUUGCUACUCGUCUUGGAUGUCAUCAGUGUUGGGGAUAUCAUAUUUUACCUGCAGUAUUAUAGUGUGCCAAUUAUUACAGUUUUAG
Aplysia californica (California sea hare) is the source of this 1706-nucleotide messenger RNA. RefSeq lists its product as uncharacterized. The record is from RefSeq and is a predicted model, not a curated record. NCBI's taxonomy places the organism in Eukaryota, Metazoa, Mollusca, Gastropoda, Aplysiida, Aplysiidae. The coding region runs from base 391 to 1554 and encodes 387 amino acids. The transcript is spliced from 8 exons.